Messenger RNA from Drosophila willistoni, 3461 nucleotides. RefSeq names its product protein fem-1 homolog CG6966. NCBI's taxonomy places the organism in Eukaryota, Metazoa, Arthropoda, Insecta, Diptera, Drosophilidae. The transcript is spliced from 5 exons. Gene Ontology annotation, molecular function: protein binding. The record is from RefSeq and is a predicted model, not a curated record. Bases 496 to 2532 code for a protein of 678 amino acids.
UUGUUUUUGUUUUCGUUGAGAGCGGUUAUGUUACGGCCGGUCGUCGAUAAUUUCGUUUUUAAAAAUCCAGAUAAAUAACAAAAUAGUUUAAUAAAAUUGUUGUUAAAAACGACAAGUGACGUGAGAGCUGAAAUAACGGAAUUUGAAAAAAAGCGACUGUUUUCCUGGUCGUCAGCCAAGAAGAAAAGUGCGCAAAUUGCAACAAAUACGGAAGCAGGCAGAAAAGAAGAACAACAACAAGAAGAACGGGCAACGGGCGGCUAUUGUUGUUUUAUUUCAUUACCGUGGCUCGGUUAAGAGUUCUUUUUUUUGUGAACAAGAAAAAGAACAUACGUUCGAUAUAAGCACAUAAAGAAGAAUUAAACAAAAAAAAAAAUUACCAGUAAAUAUAGAAGAAUCUCAUCUGUACACCGGCCUACGCCAGCGCCGCCCCCCUUUUGGUUCCCUGUUGGCUCUCAACAAUUCAUUUAUGCAAUUUUGAGACCAGAACAGAAAAUGGAUUAUAAAUUUCUCGUUUUUAAUGCUGCACGCGAUAACAAUUUGGCACAGUUGAAGGCAACCCUUGCAAACAAAAGUGCCGCCGAAAUUGCCAUACUAAUCUCAGCGAAAGUGAAUGGAGCCACACCGUUGGUCAUAUCGUGUCGCAAUGGACACUACGAUAUUGUAGAAUAUUUAUUGACAAAGUGUCGCGCCAAUGUGCAGCAAGUUGGCUCCGUUAGCUUCGAUGGCGAGCCCAUUGAGGAUGCCCCACCAUUGUGGUGUGCCGCAGCGGCAGGACAUUUGGGCAUUGUCAAGAUGCUGGUGCGUCGGGGAGCGAAUGUGAAUAGCACGACAAGGACAAAUUCGACACCCCUGCGAGCCGCAUGCUUUGAUGGACACUAUGAAAUAGUUAAAUAUCUGGUACAUCAUAAUGCAGAUUUUGAGGUGGCCAAUCGACAUGGACACACCUGCCUAAUGAUUGCCUGCUACAAGGGACACUAUCGCAUUGCACAGUAUUUGUUGUCACUGAAUGCGGAUGUGAAUCGUUGCAGCAUCAAGGGGAAUACAGCUUUGCACGAUUGUGCCGAAUCGGGAUCAUUACAGAUAUUGCAAUUGCUAUUGAAACAUGGCGCCACCAUGGAUGUGGAUUACUAUGGCAUGACUCCGCUGCUGGCGGCGAGUGUCACCGGACACAUGCCCAUUGUGGAGCAUCUGAUAACAUUGCCCUGUGUUAGUCGUGAGGCAAGAAUCGAUGCCCUGGAAUUGCUGGGAGCCACCUAUGUGGAUAAGAAACGUGAUAUUGCCGUUGCCCUGACCUUGUGGCGACGAGCACUCGAGGAACGGGCCCUGAAACCGCCGCUAGAGAAGAAGGUUCAAGAACCAGUGCCAGCCUAUGAAUUGGUCAGUGAAGUGACCAGCAUUGAGGAGCUAGAGGAGUUGGUUUUGGAUCCAGAUGAGAUGCGUAUGCAAGCUUUAGUCAUCAGACAACGUAUUUUAGGUCCAACACAUCCGGAUACCAGUUACUAUAUCAGAUUUAGAGGAGCCCAUUAUGCCGACGCUGGACGUUUUGAUCGCUGCAUUGAGCUCUGGUCAUAUGCUUUGACCAUGCAACAGAAAAUUCUUAAACCCCUCAGCCCCAUGACCCAGUCAUCGUUGCUCUCAUUCGCCGAGCUCUUUAGUUUUAUGCUUGUGGAGGCGGGCCGUUUGCUGCCACGAGGACGUGUAGUGCCGCCCAUUGAGGCGGAUGGCAUGCUGACCAUUUUCCACAAAGCCGUCUUGGAGGUAGAACGGGGUCAGGCCUUCACCUUGGAGCAGCAGCAACAACAGCAGCAACAGGAUCCGGCGGCCAGCAAACAUCUCACACAGUCACCAUCAUGUUCCGCCUCCUCAACACUAGCCACCUCAGCCUCCUUCUCAUCAACGUCGUCAUCGACCUCAUCUUCAUCGACGACGCUUCACUCUGCUCAUCAGCAUGACUGCAAUCAUGAUCCCAAUGCCCUCAGUCGCACCUUGGUGAGUGCCCUACACAUUGGUUGCCUGCUUAGCUCGCUGCUGGAUACGGAGAGCUUCUGUCCGGAUAUGAAGCAUCAGGUGAUGUCUGCAUUAUAUCGACUCAACCGUCUCAAAGUUCAUGUACGCUCCGGACGAACUGCUCUCCACUAUGCAUGCUAUCGCGAGGGAACUCUAGUCGGACGCUAUCCAUCGUGUCAAUUUCCAUCCGCCACCUUGGCCAAGGCGCUACUUGAGGUGGGAGCCGAUCCCAAUGCAGUAGAUGAUGCUGGCAAUACACCAUUGCAUAUGGCGGCCACACUGCAGCCAUAUGUGGAGCCAUUGGCACACACCCUGCUCGAAGGAGGAGCCCAUUUGGAUACGAAAAACGAUGCCGGCGAAACAUUUGAGUCCUUGCUGGCCCCCACACCUUUACACAAAAUCAUUGAUCCAAUGAAGUAUACGACAUUGGCGUGCCUGGCUGCGCGAACCAUCAAACAACAUGACAUCAAGUACGAGCAGGCAGUGCCCGCCGCCCUCUAUGAGUUCAUUGAGCUGCAUUAGGCUUUAAGCUGGAUAAGACGAGAGUCAAUCUCAACUCAAUUUACCCUCAAAACUGACUCACGCACUCACUCACUGACUCGCUCGAUCGCUCAAUCAUUCAAUCACUCACUCACAAAACGCCCGCCCGCCAUCCAGAUCAGAAUCAGAAGCUUACAAAACUACUAUAACUGGGAGAGAUAAUGGAGCUGAUGGGUGCAAGAUAACCGUGAAGUAACAAUGAAGUAGGAGUAAGAGCACGAGGAGGAGUUUAAGGAGGAGAGCGUUAAUUAAUAUAUGACUACGAACUGAUUUGUGAUGUUUGCAAGCAAAGUGCUUUGGGAAUCCGUGAAUUGCGGCAAGAAUGGAUGACCACAUAAAGACGAAGAUUAAUGUUAACAAUGAUAAUGAAUAUAGACAACGAUAAAUACAACAACAAUGAAACAAAGAAAGCAAGAAUCAACGAUAGAGAUGCAAUUUAAAAAUUUGCUUGCUUGCAAAAAAUGUGUUUGGAUUUUGUUUAAUUUAAAUAUUAUUAUUAUUAUUAUUAUUUUAUUGUGUUCUUGCUACUCUAUUUUGUAUGAAUUAUGGAUAAAAUAAUAUUAUAUAAAUGUAUACAAAUGCCACCAUAGCUUGUAUGUGUGUGUUUGCGUGUGUGUGUGUGAGUGUUGUUUCUAAUGUAACAGCUAAACUAUAUACUUCUCCUCAUUAGCUGUUGCAAUCUCACACAGUCACCACACCUGUCACCGGUUUUCAUAUCUACUGACACACACACACACACACACACACACAUGCAUACACUUUGGUCCCUAUUGUAAUGCAUAUUUAGUCUUAGCAAAAGAAAAACAAAAAUGAAAAUAUGAAAAACCCGCCCAACUUCUUAACUGGAUGCCGUUUUGUGCCCUCUCAAGCAAUAAAACGAAAAACAGAGUUUUGGAAAAACAAAAAUGUCA